Molecule: messenger RNA, 1656 nt
Organism: Hevea brasiliensis (rubber tree)
Lineage: Eukaryota; Viridiplantae; Streptophyta; Magnoliopsida; Malpighiales; Euphorbiaceae
Exons: 1
Coding region: 1-1656 (551 amino acids)
Source: RefSeq, a predicted model, not a curated record
AUGUCAAUUCCAAGUUUUGCUACUUUAUAUUGGGAUGGAGAAAUCAUUAUGAAUGAUGAAGGCUAUGAAUAUUAUGGGGGUUCAUCAACCGUCAUUACUAUUGGUAAACGUAUGGAUUUUGGUACUUUAGGAAUGAAAAUUGUCCGUGGAAUUAAUCUUAAAGGUGGACAUGAAUUUAUAUCGAAAAUCUUAUUCAGACAACCCAUUGAAAAAAAUGGCUCAUUUAAAUGGGAUUGCAUGGGUUUGGCAAAUGAUGACGAUGUGAAUAUUAUGUUUAAUUUCAUUGAUGAAAUUGGAGGUAUGUCAUCGAUUGAAUUAUAUAUUGAAAUUUUUCGACCAUCUGCAAAUGUUGUUGAUGAAGCGGGCCCAUCAAAUAGUUGUUACACUAAAGCACGUAAGUGUACGGAUGAUUUUGAAUGCGCUAGCAAUGAUUAUUGUCCUGAUGAUGAUGAGGAUGAUGCGGAAUCUGAUGAAGAAUGGAUUGAUAGUGAUGACUGGGACAUGAAUGAGGAUGGUGGUCAUCAUAAUGAGUUAGUAGUAGAUUUGCCUUUUUACUAUAAUACUCAUGUUGCAAACCCAAUAAUGCCGCUUGUCCCUCCUCCGCCUUAUAGUGAAAUAGAUUUUUCAUUGCUAACGGUUGAUCCAUGGUCAACACCACAGUGUAGUUCAAUGUGGGAUCCAUUAAAAGAGUUUGAAUUAGGAAUGAUAUUCUCAUCUAGAGAGGAUGUCCAAAAAGCUGCCAAAGAAUAUCAUUUACAUAGGCACCAUGAGUUUUGUAAUGAGGAGACAAAGAAUAGAACAUAUGCCAUCAGGUGCAAAGACACAACGAGCAAUUGUAAGUGGAGAUUGCGUGCCUCACGAGGGAAAGGAAGUGAUAUAUGGAAAAUUACGCGAUAUAAUGGACCACAUACAUGUGUUAAUCCAUCACUGUCACAAGAUCAUAAGCAAUUGGAUAGCAAAUUUAUAUCUGAUUUCAUUCUCGCCAUUGUACGUGAACAACCCAAUGUGAAGAUAGGAGCGUUACAGUCUGAAAUAAAAGAUAAGAUUGGAUAUAUGCCAAGUUAUCGAAAGACCUGGAAGGCUAGGCACGAUGCAAUUAUUAAGAUCUUUGGUGAUUGGGACGAAUCUUACAGAAGGUUGCGACAAUUUAAGAUUGCUUUGUGCAAACAGAACCCUGAAAGUAUGUUCUUGAUUGAAGAUGAUCCUUUUUUUGUUAAUAAUAGAUUAGAUCCUGCUUAUCGGGUUUUCGAUAGAAUGUUUUGGGCAUAUAAACAAACAAUAGAAGGAUUCAAGAACUGUCGACCGGUUAUAUUCAUAGACUCAACUUUUUUAUAUGGAAAGUACAAAGGAUGUUUAUUUUGUGCAACAACACUUGAUGGUAAUAACCAUAUUUUCCCAAUUGCGUGGGCAAUAGUCGACAGUGAAAAUACAAGGAACUGGGAUUGGUUUAUGUCUUGUUUGAGGGUGUUUGUGACAGAUCGUAAUGGAAUAUGUGUUAUAUCAGAUAGACAUAUUGCCAUAAAAAAGGCAAUGAAUCAAGAUUGGUGGCAGCCUCCUGCUGGGCAUCAUCGAUACUGCUUAAGACAUAUCAUCAGCAAUUACAACACAAAGUUUAAGAAUACUAAUAUGAAAGAAGCUCUCCGAAAGGCAGGUUAG